This is a messenger RNA of Dentiscutata erythropus, 122 nucleotides long. NCBI's taxonomy places the organism in Eukaryota, Fungi, Glomeromycota, Glomeromycetes, Diversisporales, Gigasporaceae. The record is from the annotation of a GenBank genome assembly.
CAUCUGCUAUAACAAUAAAAAUGGCAGAUAUAAAUGAAGCAUACGGCAUAACAAUAGGAAUGGUAGAAGUGAAAUAUGUGGCAUCCACAGUAGCGAUAAAAAUGAUGAAAGUAACCGUGUGA